Messenger RNA from Leptidea sinapis, 1201 nucleotides. It is a transcript of the gene beta3GalTII, whose product is annotated as beta-1,3-galactosyltransferase 6. The coding region runs from base 93 to 1175 and encodes 360 amino acids. The transcript has 3 exons. The record is from RefSeq and is a predicted model, not a curated record. Gene Ontology annotation, biological process: glycosaminoglycan biosynthetic process. Gene Ontology annotation, cellular component: membrane. Gene Ontology annotation, molecular function: UDP-galactosyltransferase activity. NCBI's taxonomy places the organism in Eukaryota, Metazoa, Arthropoda, Insecta, Lepidoptera, Pieridae.
UGUAGGUAUUAAAUUAUUAAACACUUGAAAUGUUUAAAUUUCAAAUGUUGUUAUGAUUUAAAUUUUAAAGAGAUCAAUCAGCACAGUAUAAGAUGCUGAGAGUGUUUCUAAGACAAUAUCAAGUAAUGAUACUGUGUAGUAUUUUAUUUUUCUAUCUGGGUUGUAUGUUGACAUUGAGUUUCAUUAGAAUAGAUUGUGCAUCUGGUGCAACCCAAUUUAAUAAGGAAAAAACUAAUAAAGUUGAGUACAUAUGCCUUGUCUUAAGUGGCCCUGAUAAUGAAGCUAAAAGAGAUGCAAUUCGGGCUACAUGGGCAAACUUUGCCAAUAAUAUUUUCAUUGAAAAUGAUGUUAAGUUGUAUAAGUGGAACCAUACCUGGACUAGACCGAACAUCCAACAAGAUACAAUCAAAGUAUUAUUUGCAAUAGGUACUCAAGGUUUAAAUAAAAUAAAGCUAGAAAAGCUGGUUACUGAAAAUAGCAGAAGCAAUGAUUUACUGCUAUUAGAUAGUUAUGAGGACAGCUAUAAAAAUCUUACUAACAAAUUAAUACAUAGUAUGCAAUGGUUAAGGACAAAUUUUGAUAAUUUGAGGUAUUUAAUUAAAUGUGAUGAUGACUCUUUCCUAAGAAUAGAUUCAAUUGUCAGAGAUUUAGAAGCCUAUGCACCUGAUAUGAAUGAUCCUGUGAUUAAUAAAUAUGUAACUAAGAAGGGAAACCACUUAAAUUAUAAAGGUUUAUACUGGGGCUACUUUCAUGGACAUGCCAGAGUUUAUAUGAGUGGAAAAUGGGAAGAAAGGGAUUGGUUUCUCUGUGAUACAUAUCUCCCUUAUGCUUUAGGGGGUGUUUAUGUUAUUUCUCAAAGUAUAGUAGACUUCAUAGUUAAAAAUUCUGAUAUGCUAAGCCAAUAUCAUGCAGAAGAUGUUUCAAUGGGUGUAUGGACAGCCGCACUCGGUGGAAUUAAUAGAGUUCAUGACAUAAGAUUUGAUACCCAGUGGACAUCAAGAGGAUGCAAUAAUGACAUGCUUGUUCGACACAAGCAGACUCCUAGCGACAUGUUUCAAAUGUAUAGAACAUUGGUCCAUUCCCAAGGUGAAAAAUUGUGUAGGACUGAAAAUACUUUGAGAAAAUAUUACUUUUACAAUUGGAAUGUUUUACCUAGUAUGUGCUGUAAAUCAUAAUAUAAUUACAGCCCUUGUUGUUUUUC